AUGAAAAAAAUAACCAGUGAACUUAGUCGGGUAGACAACUGCCGCUUCCCUCGAUGGGGACCCCAGAACUCAACCCACUACUGGCAGGAAAUGUACUCGGCAUGCCAGAUGACCGUCUGCCUCGCAAUGCUCUUUUCACCCAUUCCUCUGCUGAGUAGAAGCGACAUAGAGGUGGACAGUACGGCCAGGGAACUUUACGUCAAAAUCGGAGAGUAUAGAAGAAAGAUAAACAGGUCGCCGAGAAACGCGGAUGAAUAUCAAGCGUUACUGAAAGACUCGGCAAUCGCGGAACACGCACUCGACACGGGACACAAAACAGAUUUAGAAAAUGUUGAGGUUUUGAGGCGAGGACCAAGAUUCACGUCACAUGGGCUGGUAGCUGAGGCGGUAGAAAUCGCCAAGCAUCCCAGUGUUAACAGAAUAGAAGGCGGGGAACUGGCAAGCAUGUGGACAACGGCCUCGGAUCAGUCGAGCUGA
This is a messenger RNA of Opisthorchis viverrini, 477 nucleotides long. RefSeq lists its product as hypothetical. Lineage: Eukaryota; Metazoa; Platyhelminthes; Trematoda; Opisthorchiida; Opisthorchiidae. The transcript has 2 exons. The record is from RefSeq and is a predicted model, not a curated record. Bases 1 to 477 code for a protein of 158 amino acids.